GCAGACCCCGUGACGAAGUUUUGUUGGCACAGGAACAUGAKUGAUAAACGACUGAUUAUUGAGAUUCUUCCUUCCUUUUUGGCAAAGCGCUCCCACGAGAUGCCUGGUUUUGUUAUGCUUUGCCUCAUCCGCAUGACACGCCAGACGGCCAACACCCAUUUUCAAUACCGAUAAUUACUUACUUGUACUACCGCACCGGUACGAGCUCUAUUGUACUAUGAAUACUAGAAAUACCGCAGUCGCAUUGCGAACCAAACCGAAUACAGUGCGAAUGUUUUGAUUCAAUACAAUURGCGUUGAGCAAACAACUACUUCCACGAGUGCUCUAUUCGUACCAUGUGGUACACGCGAAUUAUUUCACAACCACAGCAGGCUGUCGUGUUAUGAUACUUGCACGAACUCUUCGAACAUCGUUACUACAAUAUCGCAAACCACUCCCACAGAAACAGACAACCUUAUCCUUCACACACACUCAUUGCUAACAAACAUAUCGCUAAGGGUACUCACAAGGCAACUAAGUAGCAUUGCUCUCCCUGUCCACUGCACCCGCACCGCACAACGACUCUCGAUUGCUGUUCUUUCUACUGCUAUACGAUUGCGACACUUUGUCACCUCAUUUCGAACCCUAUCAAUACUACUGUAUUGCUACUGUUAUUUGUGAAUUCUUGGCCUGCACACAUCCCGCAAAGCACCAUGGGCUACCUCUGCAGCGCCACCGAGUCGGACCUCCAGGCCGGGACCCUUCGCGAACGGGCCUACGAAUCGUCUCCCCCGACACCGAGGGMGUCCGCACCCCUUGCCUUGCACCGCAAGAAACGAACCCGCGCCGAGGCCUUUUCCUGCUCGCUCACCCGCACCCACGCAAGACGACCCACAAGACCGCUMUCUCCCAACCCGGUGAGCAGCGACGACUCGUCCUCCGACGAAGACGACACCGAGCGAGAAACGGUGGAAGGAACCCAUGCCUGCUGCACCUUGGCCAAGCGGCGGCUCGGAAGGCCGCGCAAAAAGCGCGUCGGCUUUGGGGACGUUGCCGCGACCACGACCUACCUGGCCUCGGACMUCACCAGGGCGGAGGUCAAGGCCUCCAAGCRCCUCCUGUGGUCCACCAAGCAAGACCGCCUCGACGCCCAGGCCGAGUGCCAGCGGGUCCUCAAGGCCUUUCGGGCCUCGCACGCCCGCGAGGUCCGGAGCUUCUCCUCGGUCUGCUUCACCAGCAUGCAGGUCCCCCUCACCCUGGAGGCCUCGGACCUCCUGGAGCGGGCGCGGAUCUCGGUGCCCCUGGCGAUCCGGGGGAUGGAGUGGGGGAUCGCCCCGCGCCUCAGAAAGCGCCGGAAGGAGCACGUCUCGAGCGUCCUGUCGGCCCAGGCGGCGAUUUCCGAGUCGUUGCUCCGGGAGAAGGUCGUGGCCAGCCGGUCCCUGCGGUCGAGCCGGUCGGCGAGGAUCAUGGCGCGGAUCAUCGGGGAGGGGGACGUCGGGAUUGCCUCGACGACCGCGCUGACGGUCACGACGGCGGACGGGGGGGAGCCGGUGGCAAAAGCCGAAGCGAGAGCCACGGCGAACGCCACGGCGGGAGCAAAGGAAGACGGUCCGGCCGGAAGGGAUGCUUCCCCCGGGCGCCCGGGAAGCCUGGGGCACGCUCGGCGGCGCCGGAGGCCGGUGCUCUGGAGAAACAAUCGGGGAAAGAGGCCGGCCACCAUAGCAGAAUAAACGAACGAGGUUUUUGGAGCUCGUCGGUGCCCCUCUGCCCGGGAAUGGCCCGACUAUGCACCGAUCGUAUGACUAUGGCACCGAACCUAUAAAAUCCGGUAGCUUGUACGUUGCUACCAUAACUAUUAAGUCUAGGAGCACUACUUAUUCUGAAACUUUCUCUACCCUACCCUUCUUCAUAAGAG
Molecule: messenger RNA, 1895 nt
Organism: Pseudo-nitzschia multistriata
Lineage: Eukaryota; Bacillariophyta; Bacillariophyceae; Bacillariales; Bacillariaceae
Source: the annotation of a GenBank genome assembly